AUGGCAAACACGCGCAGAAAAUCGGCGGCGGCGCCCGCCGGGCCGGAUGAGCACGAGGGCGCGCGCGUGAACGGGCGCGGCCGCGCCCAGAACGGCGAUCGCGAUCGGAAAAAGGGCGAUCGGAGGAGGACGAGAAACGACGGGGCAGCCGCCGCGCGACCCGCGGGCAGGCGCUCGAUCGACGGCGAUUCGUCCAUACACCACGCUCACGACUCUCAGACGCCGCUCAGGGUCCGCGUCUACCUCCUCACCUACUUCUUCAGCUCCCUCACCAUCGACCGCCAGUACUGGUUCUUCGGCCUCGUACCCAUCGGCUGGAUCGCGUCGUCGCUGUGCGAGUGGCUCGGGGUUCCCAUCUGCCACACGAACGUCCAGGUGCAGAGCGUCGCGGACCCGUCGGAGGUGGCCGAGUUCGGGUACGAGGGAGGGCCGAGGCAAGUCACGGGCGUGUACCAGUGCGCGCCGGGAUGCAACCCGCACCUGGCGUUCACGCGACAGCAAAAGGUGUACCUCGGCGAGACCGAUCUGACGCACGCGGAGCUCGUGUCCGCGGUGCGAAGGGUCGAGUCGCGAUGGCGCGCGCCCGAUUACAACCUCUUCGGGAAAAACUGCAACCACUUCUGCGAGGACUUGGUCCGCGAGCUCAUCCCGGGGGCGCGGAUGCCGCGGUUCAUCAACAGGGGCGCGAGGGCUUCGUGCUGGGCGACCGCGGGUCUGGCGCCAUGGUUCGUGGGGAGGUACGUUAAGGACGGGGGUUCGUGGACGGGCGGUCGAGUGACGACGAUGGCGGAGCGGGAGCGACGGGCCAUGGGCGUGGCGGACUUCGCGGAGUGGGAGGAGUGGGCGAAGGGCGCGGACGGGUGCGGGGGCGGGGACGAGAGGGAGGAGAUCGAUCCGCUCGCGGAGCACCUGCAUCCGGUGCCGCUGCUGUGACGACGAAGAACGUCGCAAAGUUUGGCGCAGAGUUUGGCAGAGGGCGACGACGAAAUUUGAUAUCACAUGUCGCGAUUCUUU
Micromonas commoda is the source of this 1014-nucleotide messenger RNA. RefSeq lists its product with no specific name. The transcript has a single exon. Bases 1 to 933 code for a protein of 310 amino acids. Gene Ontology annotation, biological process: protein deubiquitination. Gene Ontology annotation, molecular function: deubiquitinase activity. The record is from RefSeq and is a predicted model, not a curated record. NCBI's taxonomy places the organism in Eukaryota, Viridiplantae, Chlorophyta, Mamiellophyceae, Mamiellales, Mamiellaceae.